Molecule: messenger RNA, 1893 nt
Organism: Penicillium oxalicum
Lineage: Eukaryota; Fungi; Ascomycota; Eurotiomycetes; Eurotiales; Aspergillaceae
Product: Zn(II)2Cys6 transcription factor domain-containing protein
Exons: 5
Coding region: 1-1893 (630 amino acids)
Biological process (GO): regulation of DNA-templated transcription
Cellular component (GO): nucleus
Molecular function (GO): DNA-binding transcription factor activity, RNA polymerase II-specific; zinc ion binding; transcription cis-regulatory region binding
Source: RefSeq, a predicted model, not a curated record
AUGACGCGAACCGAGCAAUCGACCACCACGACGUCGUGGGAAACCAAGAGCCUCGCGCCCAUGGACGAUAGCCAGCGAAUGGACUCGAUCGGCCAGGAAUCUCGUCCGAGGGGCCGAAUUCGCCGGUCGAUGACUGCAUGCAAUACUUGCCGUAAACUAAAGACAAGAUGUGAUCUGGACCCGCGGGGACAUGCUUGUCGUCGGUGUCUCUCUUUGAGACUUGAUUGCGAACUCCCGGAGACACAAGAUCGAUUCCAGGACAGUGCCUCGACAUGGUCGGACGCCAACACUGCAAUUCCUUCCAUCGAGGAGCGGCUCGUGUCUCUGGAACGAGGCAUGGGAGAGAUGAUUCAUUUGAUGCGCCAGAUGGUGAACCAACACCACCAGUUGCGGGAAGUCCACCGUCUCUCGGUGCUCGCAGUGUGGAUGAUGUCACAUCUAAUGAUGGCUGGUCUGCCUCCUCAUUCACCCUCAAGCCGAUGCAAUUCAUGCGUGAUCUUCAGACCGAGUGCUUCCGGGACCAAACUGUCGACAGAGGCGGACCUGAUGGGGGAUGUGGUCUCCCAGGGAAUCAUUGAUGCCAAGUUAUCACUCAAACUGAUUGAUUUAUUCAUCGAGUACUUUAGUCCAUGGGUCUCAAUUGACCUUUCAUCCAGCAUACAGAGGACAGACACCCUCUUGUUCAACACUGCCUGUCUUCUAGCCUCACGAUACUUGCCAGGAAUGCCUGCCAACACAAUACAUGAGAUCUCCAUGCAAGUACAGCACGGAGUGACCAAAAUUCUAUGGAGACGAUCACACUUGACCACUGAUCUACUUCAAUCACUGGCCUUGCUGUGUCUCUACCCUACCUCAGGCCACAAGGAAGGCUUUAUGGAUGGGUGGCUGUUGAGCGGAAUCUCAAUAAAUCAUGCUUUGACGGCAUUCAAUUUCCUCGGUAGUGUUCCCACGAAGAGCAUCUUGACUGACGAGGUAUUGACACAAAUGCGUCUUUGGAACACAUUUUGCCUCACACACCUGCAUGCCGCUCUUGGAUACGGUCGAUCCGUCAAUGUGCAGCAACAUCACCUGGACCAAUGCACGCGCAUCCUGGAUAAUCCAAGGGCCACGCCCGAAGACGGACGGAUUGUGGCGGAAAUCAAGCUAUACCGAAUAGCCCUACGAAUCCAACAUAACAUCCAACGGCUUCGAUACACCGAAGGUGAAUUUGAGGAGAUUGAACGCUGGAAAAUGGAGUGGGCUCAUCUCAUCGCCAACGAUGGUCCCUCAACUCUCGAACUCAGCAUCUGGUUCUGCCAAUUGAUUCUCUACCGCACGGCGUCUCGUCUCCAACCCGACUCGGACAGAAUCGUGGCCGAGAUCUGCAACAAUGCCCGUCUGAUCAUCUCUCGUUCACUCCGGACUCGCUUCUCCGCUGCACCGGGACUCAUCGACAACGUCUACUACAUUUUGGGAUACGCCGCCCUCACCCUCUGCGACUAUACCCCAUCGGACCCGCUGAUCGACCAGGUUCGCGGGUUUUUGCUUCACUUGGCGCCUAGCAGUGAUCACCUGGCAUACCGAAUCGCCUGCAUCGUCAGCGAAGUACAACGCAGGUACUCCGAAGCCGCCAGCGUCGGUCAGGCUUCCCCAAGCUCCGACGUGAUGAAGCCCCCCUUGUUUGUGGUACCGGGGUCACGAUCCGGCAGCAUGGACAUGGGAGGUCUGAUGCCUGCAUCCGGAAUGGACCCACUGGUCGAAGGGUACGGAUGCUUUGAACAAUUGAUUCCGAAUAACUACGUUUCCACACAAACAUCCUUCUCGGCGCCUGCUAUGUUUCAACAUCAUUCAGCGCCGGUGACCGGCGGUGCAAUGCCCAUGGGCUUGGUGCCACGGGCAUUGCACGAUCUUUGA